AUGCUGAAUAAUGCAUCCAAGACAAAUAAUACGGGAAAAGUAGAUGAUUCAGGUGUAUUUUUCAUUGGAAAGCCCUCAGAAUUAAAUGGACAUACGUUUGAGCAUCUAUUAGAGCAGGCUCUGGCGUUACCGGCAUCCGAACUGAACAGUGCAGCUGAACAAGAUGUCUUUGCAUGUGCGGAAUUAGUGCAGAUUGUAGUUCGUGCAGGUCUCCUUGGAGUUAUUAGUGAUUUUCGUCAACAUAUAUCUUCUUUUUUUGAAAAUAUGUGCAAUACAUGUGGAACAAAUGCUGCAGUGUUGCGUGCGCAACAGAGUUUGCGUCUUGUUCAGACUACGGUUCAGCGGACGCCUAGUGUGCUUCAUGUGACAACUAGUCGGGAGACAGGUCGUGAAGAAAUGUUGGUGGUAUGGCUAACGUGGCGAAUGGCACUGUUGUUGCAACGCGGGAUAGAGGAAGUGUUACAGAAGGAUAUUUGUGAGACGUAUGUGGGGAUGGCAGUAAAUGGUGCAAUGGGAUUGGAAAUACUUGAUGCACUUAAAGAGCUUGUAGAAGUAUUAGUAUUUCAUAUAACGAUUUCAAUUUCAGAAUCUGGGGAAAGAUAUAAUGAAAAGAUUUUAAGACUUUUUACUGAUGUUCCUGAGUUUUGUCGAUUUUCUGUAUUUGAUAUGCUAGAUAUUGUUGGAUAUAUAUUUCAGAUGAUGGUAGACUGGGUAUUUGAUACACGAGUUGCUGGUGUUGUUUUUGCUUCUUGGUCUUUAAGUUGGAUUGGAUAUCAUGUAGAUACUUUAUGGAAUUUUUUGACGUUGUUUUUGUCGAAGUCUGUUUCUGCAAAUCAUGUUGUUUGGAUUCAUGCUUUGUUUUUAAAAAUGCUAGGGACGAUGUUAUGUCACAUGGUGCUACAGUCUUCUGUAGAUGAUUUGCAUAUAUGUUUUAGAAUAACUAUUACUCUUAUUUUGUUUGGGCUUGAAAUUAUUCAUUCGGAUGAGAUACUUGACAAGUUGAAUCGAGUCCUUCAAGAGGCUCUUUGUAUUGGGCUUUUAGGUAUUUCAAAAAUAUUAAAACGGUUUCCUGAGCAUAUGUCAAUGGUUUAUACACGAUUGAUGCCAUCUUUAGAUCGUUUUCAAAAGAGUCCAAUCAGGUUUAUGGCAACUAUAUAUGAUUUUAAAGUCUGUUAUGUGUAUAGUAUUUUGGUUUUGUCGUCAAAUAUGGCAAAUUUUUAUAAGCAAAUGUUUAAUGUGAACGAUUUGGUUAAAUUUUUAUUUCAACAUUUAAAGAACAUAAAAAUGGGAUUCGAAAGUGAAUACUUAAAAGAAAGAUAUUUUUUCGUGACUGAUUAUGUUAAAACAAUAUUGAACAACUGUUUUGAGUCCAAUGAUGAUUUAGAAAUGGAACAAUUAUAUCCCUCUUCUGAUCCUGUCUUUUAUAUAUCUCGACAUAUGUCUACUGUUUUUCCUCAAUUUUCUGGAAAAAUUGAUUGCAUUUUUGAUGAAAUUCAAAACUUUCUUUCUGAUAUGAAUCUUGAUUCAUUACAAUAUAAAGUUAUUUUUGAAAUUAUUGGUUUAUUAAGUUGUGCUUCAGUUGGAUGUUUAACUGUAUUUCGAUUAGGUUAUGAUAGUAAUUUUUCUCUUCUUUGUAGUUUAUGCGAUCAUCCAAAUAUAUCUGCUAAGGUUUUGGAUUCUUGUAAAAUUACUGUUCGCUCGGAAUUGAUAAAGUCUUGUUUGAAUUUGGAAUGGUUUACACGUUCUAAUAAAUUGAGGAUUAUUGCUAUGAUGACAUUAGGUAGAAUUAUUAGGCAUUCGACUAUUGGGUCUGAAAUACGAUUGUCAACUUCUGUUCUUGGGAAUUGGUGUAUACAGUCACUUCAGAGUUCUUUACGUGGAUUGAGAAUACAAUCUGGAUAUACAUUAUGUUGUUAUUAUAAUAAAAAAAUUUCUGGUGAUUCUAAUAAUGAAUUGAUAUUGGAGAAUAGACGUUAUAUUUUUGAUAUAUUAAGAGAAUUAUCUGCAAAUGAUAAGAAAAUAUAUAUGGAAUCUGUAAUAUUGUUUUGGGCUGAGCUUGCUAAAAUUUCAAAAGCAGAAGAGCUUAAUUUAAUUUUAAUAUUGCUUAUAGAAUAUUUGGGACGAGGUAAUUUAUUUAUUCAAGCACUUAUUUUUCAAGAGAUUCAUUCUAUUUCUGAUGCUCAUAACUUGACGCCUUGGCAGCUUUUUUCUCCGUAUUGGAGUACUGUUAGUGUCGCAGUUGUGAGACAGAUGCAAAGUCGACCUCAAAUAGUACAGAUAUUUUCUACUAUCUUGGGGAUAUCGUCAUCAGAUUUUCUUGCACGGACUCAAUCUUAUACUUUACCUUAUCUUAUUAUAUCAAAAAGAAAAGAUGUUAUUGAACAAAUUGCUUUUUCUGUACAGAAAGAUGUUUCAAAGCUUUGUCUAGAUAAUAUGCCCUAUAUUUUGGCUGUACUUUUGACUCAAAAUGUCACAUGUGUUGAAAGCGCGACUAUGCUUUUGCUUUCUUUAGCUUCUUCCGAUUUCAAGAAAGUGGAUUUAUCUAGUCUUGUCCGCUCUGAACCUAUAUUAAUUGUUGUUGAGUUGUUACAAAUGUUUUCUAGUGAAAUUGAUGAGAAACGUAAAAGGGUUUUAAGAGCUCUUGAAAUCGUUUCUGCAAUUGUUUCUAAAAUUCCUCUUGAUCAGAUUUAUUCAAAUGCGUUUAAUUCUGCUGAUCUUCUUUCUAAGUUUUUUACUCGUUAUACGUUAGGGAUAGUAGCUCAGUUUACUGAUCUUAUAAAUGAUGUGAGAGGUAAGAAUUCCGUUUCUCAAAAAUUGCGUUAUUUGUCCGGCAUUGAAGAAUUAGUAAAAUUAUCUGGUAAUUCUAUUAGCAAUGCUAUUCCGCAGGUUUCUGCUUGUCUUCAGUCAGCUUUAUUAGAUCCUUUUUUAAGAAAAGCGUCCUUAUGUUCAUGGUCAACACUUGUAAAUAAUUUAAAUGAUUUUGAUUUGUCUGGUAUAUUAGGACAAACAUUUUCUUUGUUUUUACGAUAUUGGCAUGAAUGUUCGUUUAUAGAAAAACAACUGAUUCGAGAUCUUUUUUUGUCUUUAAUUAAUGAUCGUAGAAAUGUUGUUGAAGAAUCUAUUGCAAAUAUACCAUGUUUAAAUGUGAUAAAUCAAUUGGAUGAUAUUGAAAAAGAACUGUCAAAAUUUAGGAAACCUAUUUCAUUUAGUGAACAUUUGAGGAACAUUGCUCGAAGAUGUGCUGAUGAUAGUGAAAUUGUUUGUUAUCAAGGAUUAUUGGAGCUUCGAAAAUGUUUAUAUAAAAAUCAAUCUAGUUUAUAUUCAUUGAUAGUUAAAGAAAGGACUGAGCAAGUGAUUGACUAUAUUAUUAGGAUUCUGUUAGAUUUGUGUCAAAAGUAUCGAGAAAUAAACAAAGACAUUGUUGUAGUUUCUGCAGAAUGUCUUGGUGCUAUUGGAGCAGUAGAUCCUUUAAGAGUUGAUGCUGAGAAAAAAAAUCAAGAAUUAGUUGUUCUUUAUAAUUUUGAGAAUAUAGAUGAGAAUGUUACUUUUAUUUCGUCAUUUAUUCAAGAACAACUUGUUGGGGCGUUUCGAUCUGCAACAGAUACUCGGGUUCAGGGGUUUUUGGCAUAUGUCAUGCAAGAGUUAUUGAAGCUUUGUGGGUUUACUGUUUCCAAUAUUGCAAAUACAAAUGAGUCUUUUUUUGAAACAUUUAAAAGAUGGUCAUAUUUUUCAACUAGCUCAAAACAAACUCUUAUACCUUUGUUAAAUUCUAAAUAUUUUGUUAACUCAUCUCAACUAGAUAUGAUUUCAGCUUAUCCAAUAUAUUCUACAGUAAAAACUUAUAAGACUUGGUUGCAUAAUUUUUCUUUAGAGAUAUUUAGAAGUGUUGAAGGAGAUAAUGCUAGAAAAAUUUUUUCUAUUUGUGCUCAUAUAAUUAAAAAUCAGGACUUAAACAUAGCAAAUUUCCUGCUACCUUUUGCUCUUUUGAAUGUUGUAUUAACAGGAACAGAAUAUUUAAGAACUAUGAUAACAAAUGAGUUAUUAGAUGUAUUAAAGGAUGGAGAAUCUGAAAAGGUGAAUAUAGUUGAAGCGGAAAAGGCACAAUUAGCAUGUCGGACUGUAUUUUCAAUAAUAGAUUAUUUUAAUACUUGGCUUCGCAGGAAAAGAAGUUUCAAUAGUAGUUGUAAAGUUGCUUUAGCUAGAAGGGCUAAUAGAUAUAUGGUUGCGGAUGAUGAUGUCGAUAAUGAUCCUCUUAUUAAGAAAGUCGAAUCUUUGCUUUUAGUCAUACCAGCGGGUCUUAUAGGACGUGCUUCAUAUAAUUGUGGGUCAUAUGCACAAGCUGUAUUUUAUUGGGAACAGCAUAUUCGUCAAGAACGAAACAAUGGUUUAGAUAAUAAAACACUUAGGCCUUUAUAUAAGCAGUUACAGCAAAUGUAUAUGAAUUUAGAUGAUCCUGAUACGAUUGAUGGAAUUUCUUCUAAAUUCCAUACUUUUGAUUUAGAUCAACAGAUUUUAACUCAUGAAAGUGCAGGUCGCUGGGCAGCUGCUCAGACAUGUUAUGAAUUGUCUUUGGAUGAAAAGAAUCCGAAGUUUGAGUUAUUAAAUGGUCUAUUAAAUUGUUUGAAAAGACAAGGCCAUUAUGAAACAUUAUUAAUAGAAGUCGAUGGUCUUAUUUCUUGUAAUUUAAGUUUUACUAGUAAAUUAAUAAAUAUCGGUGCUGAGGUUGCCUGGCAAUUUGAAAAAUGGAAUGUUUUAGAAAAGUAUUUAAGUCUUACUGAUGCUAAAUUAUUUGAUAUUGGUCUUGGAAAAGCAUUGUUACUUUUAAAGAGUAGAAAGUAUUCUGAUUAUGAAACAUGUAUAGCUGAGUUACGUGCACAAUUAGCUACUUCUUUAGGAACGAGUAAUAUUGAUUCUACAUGGCAAUGUUAUGACAUAUUAUUUAAAUUGCAUAUGUUAUUUGAACUAGAAUAUGUUUACAAUUCUUUUAAAAAUCAUAAUGAUGAUAUAGGAUCUAUUAUGAAUGUAUUGGAUCAAAGAUUUCAAUUAAUUACAGCUUCGUUUGAACAUAGGCGUUCUGUUUUAUCUUUGAGACGAAUAAUUUUGGAUAUAUUAGGUUCUUCUGAAGGUGCUAAUCUUAAUGAUGAAGUAGCUGAAAUAUGGCUUAAAAUAGCGAAACUUGCUAGGAAAUCUGGUCAUUUACAACAGUCUUAUAAUUCAAUAUUAAUAGCUGAGAGUAAAGGAUCUCCUUUAGCAAGUGUAGAACAUGCGAGAUGGUGGUGGAAGCAAGGAGAACAUAGGAAAGCUGUUGAAAGUUUGGAGAAUGCUUUUGCUGCUGGGGUUUUUGAUUUUCCUGAAAAUCUUAAUUCUGGGACAAAAAAUUUCGAUAAUUGUUUAAAUACGUAUUUAUCUACAAAAUCUAAAGCAUAUAUUACUGGAAAGGCUUCUUUACUUCUUGCUAAAUGGAAAGAUACAGGAGGGCAAAGUAAUGCGCGUAUAUUGGUUCAAAAAUACCAAGAAGCAGUUAAAAGGCAUGAUAGAUGGGAAAAGGGUCAUUAUUAUCUUGGACAUUAUUAUAAUAGAUUAUAUGAUGAGGAAGCAAAGCAUCCACCAAAUCAACAAAGUGCUAAUUUUCUAGAAGGUGAAUGGAUUCGCCUGAUUUGUAUUAGUUAUGGACGAGCUCUUCAUUAUGGAAGUAAAUAUAUCUAUCAAACAAUGCCUAAGUUUCUUACAUUUUGGUUGGAUUUUGGGAAUAAUGUUGAUAAAAUAUUUUCUGAUGUUGGGACUAAGGAAUUUCAACAGCACCUUCUCCAAGCAAGGCAUAAUCGAUUGAAAUCAAUAAAUGAGAGUGUUAAAAAAUAUGCAAAGCGGUUGCCUGCAUAUUUGUUUUUAACAAGUUUUUCUCAAUUGAUUUCUAGAAUAACUCACUCAAAUCCUUCUGUUUUUUCUAUAUUAGAAAUGAUAAUUGUUUCUGUUAUUUCAACAUAUCCUAGGCAAUCUUUAUGGUAUAUUCUUUCUGUAUCUAAAUCUCGUUCAAAAAUACGUUCUGAACGUGGUAAUAUUAUUCUUCAAAAAUUGAUGACUGACAUUAAGCCAUCAUCUUUAAAUAUUAAAAAAUUAAUAAAUCAAGCACAAUUAUUAGUGGGUCAGUUUAUUCGACUAUGCAAUACAGAAAUUACAAGUAAAAGGAGCAUACAAAGUCUUUCGAAAGAUUUUAGGUUUUCAUCUUCUGUUGUACCAAUAGAUAUUGUUGUGCCUAUUCAGUCUGUUUUAAUAAUUGCUUUACCAUCUUCACCUGCUGCUAUUAAACAUCAUUCACCAUUCCCUGAUGAUCAGCCAUGUUUGCAUGGCUUUUUGGAUGAAGUAGAUAUAAUGAAUUCUUUACAGAGACCUCGUAAAAUUACUAUUAUUGGUAGUGAUGGUCGACAUUAUCCAUUUCUUUGUAAACCAAAAGAUGAUUUACGAAAAGAUGCACGGUUAAUGGAGUUUAAUAGUAUGAUUAAUAAGUUUUUAAGAAUAGAUAAUGAAUCUAGAAAAAGACAGUUAUAUAUUCGAACCUAUAGUGUAAUACCUCUUAAUGAGGAAUGUGGGCUUAUUGAAUGGGUUAAUCACACAAGGCCUUUAAGAGAUAUCAUACUGAAAUCAUAUAAACAAAAAAAUAUAUCUAUUAAUUAUUCAGAAGUUCGUUCAAUACUGGAUAUGGCGUCAUCUAGUUCAAAUCCUGGUAUAAUAUUUACUGAGAAGUUGAUACCGAAAUUUCCUGCUGUUUUUCAUGAAUGGUUUGUGGAAACUUUUCCUUCACCGAUAACUUGGAGAGCAAGUCGUUUGAAUUAUGCACGGACUUUGGCCGUUAUGUCUAUUGUUGGGUAUGUUUUAGGUCUUGGAGAUCGUCAUGGAGAAAAUAUCUUGUUUGAUGAAAAUAAUGGAGACUCUUUGCAUGUAGAUUUUAAUUGUCUUUUUGAAAAAGGUCUCACGUUUGAAAAACCUGAAAGGGUUCCAUUUAGGUUAACUCAAAAUAUGGUUGAUGCUUUGGGUGUAAUAGGUUAUAAUGGAGUUUUUAGAAAGUCGUGUGAAGUUACAAUGCGAAUAUUGAGGUCGAAUCAAGAAUCAUUGACUAGUGUUUUGGAAACUUUUAUUCAUGAUCCACUUGUAGAGUGGGAUAAAAAAAAGAGGAAUGUUUCUGUAAAUAAUUUAAAUAUGGAAAAUCUUGAAGCAAAAAAAGUAUUAGAUUCAAUUAAGCGAAAAUUAGAUGGGUAUAUGGCUGCUGAGGUUACUCCUUUAUCUAUUGAAGGACAAGUAGAAGAACUUAUUUUGCAAGCCGUUAAUCCUGAAUUGCUUGCGUUGAUGUAUAUAGGUUGGGCAAGUUAUAUGUAG
Pneumocystis jirovecii RU7 is the source of this 7371-nucleotide messenger RNA. RefSeq lists its product as uncharacterized. Gene Ontology annotation, biological process: telomere maintenance; DNA damage checkpoint signaling; protein phosphorylation. Gene Ontology annotation, molecular function: protein serine/threonine kinase activity; protein binding. Bases 1 to 7371 code for a protein of 2456 amino acids. The transcript is spliced from 26 exons. NCBI's taxonomy places the organism in Eukaryota, Fungi, Ascomycota, Pneumocystomycetes, Pneumocystales, Pneumocystaceae. The record is from RefSeq and is a predicted model, not a curated record. Gene Ontology annotation, cellular component: nucleus.